This is a messenger RNA of Lontra canadensis (Northern American river otter), 397 nucleotides long. RefSeq names its product serine peptidase inhibitor, Kunitz type 3 (gene SPINT3). The transcript is spliced from 3 exons. Gene Ontology annotation, molecular function: serine-type endopeptidase inhibitor activity. The coding region runs from base 1 to 291 and encodes 96 amino acids. The record is from RefSeq and is a predicted model, not a curated record. NCBI's taxonomy places the organism in Eukaryota, Metazoa, Chordata, Mammalia, Carnivora, Mustelidae.
AUGAAGUUCAGACCGCUCCUUGUCUUCUGCGUCCUCUUCUGCCUGGUGAACAUCACCAGCUCAGCCCAUCUCAAGAAAGGGGCUCCCUGGGAGCUGUCCCAAAUUCUGCCUGCCCUGUGCCAGCUCCCCCCAGUGAGGGGUCCCUGCAGAGGCCUCUUCUACCGGUACUUCUACAACAACACGUCCAGUGAGUGUGAGCGUUUUACCUACAGUGGCUGUCAGGGCAAUGCCAACAAUUUUGAGACCACGGAGAUCUGCGUGAGGAUCUGUAAGCCCCCUGAGAUGAGGUAAAAGACAGCUGAAGACCAUGCCUGCAUCCUCCCAGCCUUGUCUGAAAGCUACUGGGCCUCCCUUCCUGGGCUUGGUCCCUGCUUGGAACACAUCCUGUUACCCUUCA